Messenger RNA from Mixia osmundae IAM 14324, 858 nucleotides. RefSeq lists its product as uncharacterized. Gene Ontology annotation, molecular function: magnesium ion binding; phosphatase activity. The coding region runs from base 1 to 858 and encodes 285 amino acids. The record is from RefSeq and is a predicted model, not a curated record. Lineage: Eukaryota; Fungi; Basidiomycota; Mixiomycetes; Mixiales; Mixiaceae. Gene Ontology annotation, cellular component: cytosol. The transcript has 2 exons.
AUGACAGCUCUGAUAGCAGCAGAAGAUGUCCAGCUGAUCAUCUCUGAUGUCGACGGUACACUUCUCACAAGCCAGCACACCGUACACCCCAGAACGGUCGACGCUAUCCAUCGCAUACGGCGUAUGAGGCCCGACAUCCCCGUUGUGCUUGCGAGCGGCAAGCAAUUCGUCAGCUGUGAGAGCAUACGAAAGCAACUCCACCUGGACGGAUGUCCUGCCAUCCAUUGCCAUGGCUCGUUGAUCUACGACGACACGGGCAAAUUACUGAAUACGUUCGCACUUGCGCCUGAGCUUGCACUCGGUCUCAUAGCCAAGCUACAAGAACUCAAUCUGACCGCCUUUGCUUUCACGCACGAUGAAGUGGCCGUUGUCAAUCGAGAGCAAGGCGGCAAGACGGAUUGGGUAGAGAUAGGGCGUAAAUAUGACAAGAAUAUCGUCGAGGUGGACGUGUCGGCCUAUCUAGCGUCUAUCGAGUCGGGAAAGAUACAAGUCGUCAAAGUGACGGGAUGCUGCAGCGACGAGCAGCACCUCAUCCAGAAAGCAAUCGACGCGAUACAGUCUCGCUUCCCGCAAGAGCAAGUGACCGUCACUCGAGCUAUUUCCUUCAUACUCGAAUGUGUGCCCGCCAAAAUCAACAAAGCUAGAGCACUUCAGACGCUUUGUGAUGAAUUAGGCAUCUCGCCAGCGCAGGUGAUUGCGUUUGGUGAUGGUGAGAACGACGAGGGUAUGCUUAGGUUAGCUGGCUGCGGAGUAGCAAUGGCAAAUUCGAUGCCGACAGUGCAGCAGUAUUCCGAUCAUGUGACCACGUCUAACGAUGCCGGCGGCGUAGGCGAAUUUCUAGAUCGUAUCUUUGCAUAG